Molecule: messenger RNA, 7785 nt
Organism: Culex quinquefasciatus (southern house mosquito)
Lineage: Eukaryota; Metazoa; Arthropoda; Insecta; Diptera; Culicidae
Biological process (GO): response to starvation; autophagy
Cellular component (GO): cytoplasm
Molecular function (GO): protein binding
Source: RefSeq, a predicted model, not a curated record
AAGUGUGAGUGUUUUGUAUUUUGAGAGAGAGAACAGCGAAUCGAUUGGUAAAGUGUGCGAGUGUGCGUGUGUUUGUUGCAAUAUUUUGUGUAUUUUGUGUUGAAUGGAUGCAACAGCGAGAGCGAGAGGUGAUGAAGAGCGAGGAACACAAAGUGAGAGAGGAACAUUCACGGAGGAGGAAGCGUUAAGCAGAGAGUAAGCAGUAGAACUGCUGCCAGAGACGUUUGUUCAACAGAGCAGUAAAGAAGUCUUCACAGUCACGGCAUACAGUUGGAUUGCGUUUGUGUGUCUCUCUUUGUCCAGAAAGUUUUCAUAUAUCCUAAGCAAAAGUGUAGAGGCCACUUCUGCUGCGAAGGCACUUCCGUGGGCGUCCUGAACCGAAACAGGAAGUGCUCCCCCCUCCCUCGGGUGGUUCCUUAAGGAUCGAUCCCAGAGUGUAGCCAAGAGAGUGGUGUUUGUGGUGUAGAGAAGUGGCCCAGGAAGAAAACGAAAAAAAUCAACAGCAGAAGGGAGGUGCCCUUGACGCCAAGAGAAAGAAAAGUGGAUUAGCAGAAAAUCGCCAUUACAGUUUUUCCUGGAGAGUUUGCAGGAAAAGUGGUGUGAUCCGCCCCCCCCCUCGCGCGAGUAAGGAAGAGCAGAAAGUGUUCCAGGGAACGGAAACAACGCAAACGCUUUUCUUCGCGAGGAACCAAAAAUCAACCCUGAACAAAAACGAUGACGCAGUUUUUGUUUUGAUCAAUUUCAUCUUUUUUCGCUGCUUUUUUCUUCAAAACAACAGAGAAAAAAUAUGAAUAUUGAGUGCACAGUAAGAGAAAUCGCAACUGAAAAUGUCCGCCGAUUCUCAGCGACGAGCAGCAGCGGCAGGAUCGUCCGCAGCUGCCCGCUGCAUGCCAGCGAUCGUGCCGCCGCAGGCCGUUAGUGAUCGGUCGAUCAUCGACAGUGUGGCCGGCUUCAUCAACGAUGUGACGCUGCAGACGCAGACGCCCCAGGGCGAUGGCAAAGAUCACAUCCUGUGGGCCCGGUUCGAGAACACCGCCGACAUCAGCGAUCCCUGCCUUGGCGAGGACUGGGAGCUGGAGGGCGGGAUCGCGCCGCCGCUCCUGCUGAUCCUUGGAUACGCCACAGGGAUUCAGGUAUGGAUCAUCCCAGCCAACGGAGAGGCGAUCGAGGUGCUGUCGUGGCGCCACGGUAGUGUCAAGUGCAUGCGUGUUCUGCCGACGCCUACUUCCGGGGACGGUGAAUCGGCGACCGAGCCGAACGAUCAGUUCCUGCUGAAGAGACCGCUGAUCGCGCUGUGUGAUUCGGCAUCCUCGGGCGUUGGGAUCGGUAGUGGUAGUGGUUUGUCGGGUGGCGUGGGUGGCAACCAGGCGGGGCAGUACUGCUCGAUCAAUUUCAUAUCACUGAAGGACGGCGAGAACGUCAAGAGCAUUAAGUUCAAGAACCCGAUCGUAGACAUCCUCGCGAACAGAUCGUCGGUGGUGGUUACGUUCCAGGAGCGGAUCGCCAUCUUCGAUGCGCGAACUCUGGAGGAUCGGUUAACGGUUACCACGUGCCAUCCGAGUCCGGGACUGAAUCCAAACCCGAUCGCCUUGGGACCACGCUGGAUUGCGUACGCCGAGAAGAAACUGAUGGCAUCGAAGCGAUCGAGCGGAGGAUGCGACGGGGAUGGGGUCACAAGCUACACGGCUACGGUAUUGAAUGCGGCCAAGAGUUUGGGCAAAGGAUUGAGGGAACUGGGAGAGCAGAUGGCCGCGGGCUUAACAGGAAGCCACUCGGGUCCAAGUUCGAUCACCGGAUUGGUUUCCGGCUCGGGGAUGCCAGUAACCAGCGAAGGCAAUCAGCCAGGAAUUGUUACGAUACUUGACAUUAAGUAUCCGAUUAAGGAUGUCAGUCCGACCACGGGAACUCCAAUUGCCAGCACGGGCAAUGAUCCGAUGGUUGCGCACUUUGUCGCUCACUCGGAAGCGAUCGUUGCGAUGCAGUUCGAUGCGUCCGGUAUGCUGCUGCUGACCUCGGACAAGCGUGGACACGACUUCCACGUCUUCCGGAUCCAUCCUCAUCCAAGUGGGCCAUCGCUAGCCGCGGUUCAUCACCUGUACAUUCUCCACCGUGGAGACACAACCGCCAAGGUACAGGACAUUGCGUUUUCGCUGGACUCGCGAUGGGUUGCGAUCUCAACACUGCGAGGGACAACGCACGUAUUCCCGGUGACCCCAUACGGCGGUCCGGCCGGCGUACGUACCCACGGAUCACCCCACGUUGUAAAUAGACUAUCCAGAUUUCACCGCUCCGCCGGACUCUCCAUUGAGGGCAGAUCCAGCAGUCCGGUUUCACACUUGGAGCACCCUUCGACCGUCACACCAACAUCCGCCUACGCCAACCCCCGUAUUCCUCCGUUCCCACAUCCGACGGUUGUCCAGCCGCUAGCACAACUCCGCCAACCGACGAGCCUCAGCUCCCAAUCGGCGAGCACUACGAGCACCAAAAGCGCCGCCAGCAGCGGUCGCCAACGGCACUCUUCGUCCUCAUCGGAUGACCUCGUCAAACCGUUGCGUGUUUGCGCUACCUUUGCUAAAGCCCGCUCCUGGCUGCUGGACCCGCCCGGAACGACUCGGGACACUCCGGCUCACAGGAUUCAACGCAAACCGAUCGAUUCGCUGUUUAUCAUCGCGGCUCACGGAGCCCUGAUCCAGUACGAUCUGGACCCGAAGCAUGUGACCAACAUACCCAAAGAAAAGGUCUGUGACGAUACGCCGAUCGAGCUGGAGGUGGAAGCCAAGGCGCAGUGGACCCUGCAACGGCAGGAGACGGCCUCGCGGGGACAUUCAACCCCACUACCGCAGGACAACUGGCUGAUCAAGGAUCGCUUCCUGGAGGAGCUGGGCGGGGAUGUGGGCAGCGACUAUGGAAGUUUCGACCACCAUCGGGGCAUCGUCGGCGGAGCAGAUCAUCGCGGCAGCACCAGCAGCAUAGAUCACGACGACCGCUGGCUGUCGCAGGUGGAGAUCAUAACGCAUGCCGGACCGCACCGCAGACUGUGGAUGGGGCCGCAGUUUAUGUUCAAGACAUACAAUACGCCGAGCGGAUCCCCGCUGACCUCGAUCGACACUGAAUCGGUGGAAAUCGGCGCCGGCAGCGGCACGGUGAACCGCCCGGCACGGUCCAAUCCAAUGAAUAUGCCCGUUUCUGGAGGUAGCUACGAGCAAAGUCCCCGGAUGAUGAACAUGACCGAGUUCCGGCACCACGAAAACCUGGACACGGAGUUUUCUUCGCUCGGACCGGUCGAGUCCCAGCUGCGGGAGGAUCUCGCCGAUGCCAUGCGUGAAUCGCCAAUGAUCUCGGGACGAGACACAACAGGCUACGCGAGCGCCACGCCCAUUCCGGCCGGUCUGUCCUCGGUGUCCUCUUGCUCCUCCACCUCGAUCUACUCGUCGACCCACUCGUUGAACUCGAUCUGCGAUCAUAAGCUCCCGCCCCAACCGUUGACGUACGUUUCGGCGGCGUCCGCGUCCGGGCCGCAACAUGCGGGACUUCCGGUCAAGCAUGGCGGCGGUCAUUUUCACCCCCACCACCAUCACUUGCACAGCGAGCAGCACUCGUCCUCGUUGCCGGCAAACUGCUCGCGGCCGGCUUCGGCGGCUAGUAGCCGAGCCUCGGGGUCCGUAACGAUCGCGAAGGUCGUGAACCCGCUCGGGACGGUAACGACCGUUAGUAACGUUGGCGGCGGCCGUGAGGGUCAGGAUUCGAUGGGAGGGGCUGCGGUCCGGGAUUGUGACGUUUACAUGCACGAAAACUGUGACGAGGCACUGUUCCGUCCGGUGGUUACUGUUCACGGAACACCCGGCGAAGCCGAGCGGGAACGUCGUGGAUCCUCACUGGACCGCUUGACCACGGCGGUGAUCGCUAGCGAUGGGCCUGCCACGCUGAUCAGCCGAGAACUGAUAGUGCCGGUCAUUGAGGAGAAGGACAUGGUAUACUUCAGUAAACCCAAGAAGAAGGACGAGGAGAACAUUGCCAAGUUCGAAGAACUGUCCUCGAUCAACAAAAAGAGCAAGAAAGAUGAACCGGAAAUCAUCGAGUCGAUCCCGGAAACAACGGACCGCAACAUGGCAGGAGACUUUGUCAAUAUUGAGGUGAUCGAGCGCAAGGCAGAGGAACCGAGGCAGUCAAAUAGCUACAAGAAAAAGGAGAGAACGCCUCCAACAUCCGCUAGAAGUGAAGCCAUGAAGAAACCUGCACCGGAACCGAUCGAGGUCAUCGAAAUACUUGAACCGAUGGAGGAGCUAGAGCUACCACCGGUUGAGAAACCCGCCCCUCGGAACAACAACAAGAAAAACGGAAAGAAGAAGGAAGACUCACAGAAGGCAAAGUCACCACCAGUGGAAACGAAGCCGACAAACAAGCAAACAGCAGGCAACAACGCGGGCAACAGCAACAAUAGGAAAGAAGCCAACAAGCAAGACAAUCGAAAGCGUAAAGAAAAGCAACAACCUGCGCCACAACCAGCUCCGGAACCGGAACCGGUGCGUCUUCCGUCGCCACCACCACCCGCACCGAUGGUGGAGGACGAAAUUCUAAAAUCAAUCUGCGACGAGUUUCCACCGCUGGAAGCACUCAAAAUUGACGAUUUGGAACUGUUUGGCGAAACGAAUGAGCCGGAAAAUUUGAAACUGACCCGAGAGGACAUUUGCGUCCAGGAGUCGAUGCUAGCUUCCGGCAUAGCGGAGGCAGCGUCGGAAGAACCGGAACCGGUGGAGUUUGGUGGCGGCGAGGUUGAGCUCGGUCGCGAUUCGCAGUGUGCUGUCGAUCGGGAUCGGGAGGUCAAGUGUGACGAAGAGGAAGUGGGCACGGUAGAGUUUGAAGAUAGUAAGGAGGUCGCGAAGCAGGAAGAGUUUUACGAGCUGUCGACGCGGUACGAGCUGCCGGCGUUGGAGCCGUUUGUGUGCAAAGAUUUUGAAGAUUUGGGAUUUAGCGAGGACGUUAAGAAGGGGGGCAAGAAGGCGGUUAAGCAACCGAGCGAGGAGAAGACCCUGAUUAAUUUCGAGAGUCCGCUUCAAGAGGAUGCUAAGGAAGUGGAAGUCCAGCCAUCGAAGAGUAAGUCAAUUUUGGAUGAUAGAAACAUUGUGUUUGCGAUGUGCUCGAGCUUGCGCGAAGCAACGGACUUUGGGGAAUCGAGCUGUUCCGGAAGCAAGAGUCUGUCCACGUCUAUUACUCGGCAAGCCGACUUGAAGCCACAGCUUUCGGUUGAGGGGCAGGACUCGGACUACAAGAGCCUGGAGCUGGAGGUGGACGAGAGUGCCAUGUUUAACUCACAGCUUCCGGCGUCGUCGGCUUCGGACGAGGAAACUUCCAACUCAAACAACGACGACCAAGAGGAGGAAGCGAAACCGUCGUCGUCUUCGUUGGGUAAACUGUCCCAAGGAGACGACGAAGACGAAGAGCUGCAACCACUGAUCUCCAGCAACAAGACGUCGUCUUCGUCCCUGUCGACCACGGUCAUCGGACCGCUGGUCGGAGGCGGUCUUGCGGACAGUCUCAGCGGUUCCAUGACCACUUCCGGCAUUGUGACAGCGGUCGGAAGUUCUGCAAAGACGACAUCAUCAACAACAACAGCACCAUCAGCACUGCCAACGACGGAAGCGAACCAAAGCGAGGACUGCGGAAAGCAGACGGCAACGGCCAAGCAGACAACGGCCGGCAACGGUAACGGCGGCGGAGGAAACAACGGCAAUGGCAAGAAAAAGUCCAAGAAGAAGCGGAAAUAAUUGGCGGCGCAGCGGAUGAUGCUGCUGGCGGCCACCAGUGGCGCGGUGGUCGCGCUGAUCUUGGCAACAUCAUUGCUGGUUCUGCUGCUCGUGCUAUCGUAUCUGCUGGUACUGCGGCUCUGCUACACGCUAGUGUUAUAUUUAUUGUAUUAUUUUUAGAGCACAACGCACUCUUUCGGCGUUACGCCCGUUACCCCCAGGCUGUUUCCUCUUGUCUGUAACGGGCUGUUUCAUUUUUCUACUUCGGUAUAGUUCUAACCUUCCCGUGUCUAUCUAGGAGCAAAUGAUUGGCGUAGAUUUAUUAUUUUACUUCCGCCAAAUAUUUAUCGGUUCAAAUUUGGCAAGCGCCUUACGCGUUCACUCAAUGCAUCUUUAGUAAACUUAACGUUAACAACCACUAGAGUGAGCAAGACAAACUGUUUGUUUGCAUCCCUUUCGAAAUGUAAACACAGAUUUCCGCUACUCGAACCGAGAAUGAACUCCGAGUUUAUUCGCCGUUUUGUUAGUUGCACUGGGUAACGCCUAACGGCGCUCUCGGAACUGUCUCUAGAUAACGACAAAUUGAUAUCAAACUGUACGGUCGUGUGCAGUUGCCAGCUUUAUUUAUGAAACAAAACACAUAUAUUUUAACCAUAACAAACGAACUAUUUUUGUUGACAGAUUUUUAGUCAUGUUUUAUUUUUUGUGUAUCAAAUCGUUCAAAUCGUGUAGACUAGUAAGGGCAUUGUUGAAACCUGGACGAAAUAAAGCGUAUUAUUUAUACAAAAAGCAAGGCAAAAAAAGAUGAGAAAACAUCUCACUCGAAAUUAUUUCGCUUGAAAGUUGCAUGCAAGUCAGAUAUGUUUUCGUCGGUAAUUUAGAGUGAAUUUCGUAGUUAUCAGAUCAAACAAAAAACAACAAACACCGUUGAAGAGAAAUACUUGAAACGUAGCGACUAAGAGCUCAAAAACGACUGAAAAACAAACAAAACAUUUGCUGAAUAAAAGAAAUGAAGAAAUGUUGUUUCGGCUAAUUAAAACAAAUUCGUUUUCAUAGUGAGAGCAGCUCCAUUCAUGAAGCGUAUAAACACACACCUUCACACCAAACCACACACAAACACUCAUGACUCACGAAUGCGUUCAUCAUUGUUGUUGAUAGUAUAAACAAAAUAAAAAUUAACAUGUGCAUUACACAUGAAGCGGUUAUUUAUUGUAGGAAGACCAAAUUGUGAUGCAGAAAGCAAGGUUAUUUUUCAUACGUUUUUUUCUGCAACACUGCCGAGAGAGUAAACGACGCUCUGGCAUUUCCGUACCACACACUCUCUUUGGCAGGUGCUCUGUGAGAGCACAUAAAAGAGAAUGUGCAAAACGUACGAAAAUGCGAUUCUGUCGGAGAGAAAAGUUUUGCUUGCUGCGUUUGCAGUCAUAGUCUUAUUUUAACAAAAAAAAAAAAACUACCAACCAAUUAAAUUAAGCGAUUAAAAUUGGUCAACAAAGAGCCCCCGUUCUCAUCGUAGGAUCUCUCAUGUGUAAUUUGCCUUUGUUCUGCUUUUUGCUCUCGAACCAACUAAACGACUAAACGACAAACACUACCGGCAACAUGAAAAGAAAACCUGCAUCACACAGCUGACCGUACCUAACCGUGGUAAUUGCUACCACUAAUUUGAGACACCACAUAACGGACGCAACACAAGCUAACGGACAACGGAAACGCGAUAUGUCAAUGUGAAACGCGAAGGAUUAAAGUAAAAGAAAACACUUACAUUAGCACUUACUUGUUGAAAUAUAGUAGCGAAAGAGGGAAAAGAAAUGGGGGAAUAAAAAGCGCAGAAUUCAUAAACCACACAAAUACAACAGCAGCAAAAAAAGCAAAAAAAAAAAAAAACAAAGGAAAAUAAAAAAAGAAAUGUGAUUAUUUGUAUAUUUAUCGAUGAGAAGCAGAAAACAACUAAAAAAAGUAGUACGAAUAAGAUUAAAUUAAUUUAUAUUAAAGUAUAAGUUACAAAGCAGAGAUGAUGAAAAAAUGGAAAUGCAAAAAAAAA